CCCCAAUACCAAUCAAGCAAGAAUCCACUAACGAAUACCAAUCGCAAAACUUUGAAGUCGAGAUAAGAAAGAAGAAGACAUGCUACAUACAUACAUGCAUAUUAUAUCUAUCUGUCUGACAAUCCCACCCCACACUGCAUGUAUGCAUAUAUGCAUGCAAUACCACGGACAUCCGUCCGCCAUCCAUCCAUCCAUCUGAGUAAGAACCGCGUAAAUUUGGAUAUCAGUAUGGGUGGGGAGGGGGAGAGAGACUGGGGUAAGCUGACUGUGUUUUGUGUUCUCGACUUGACCGUAUUCCUCUUAAUCGGAUUGGAGUGGAUUGGAGUGGAAUGGAAUUGGAAUUGGAAUUUCACAUGUCCCUCUCCUACCCAUCUUUCGGAAAACGUAAACGAUGGCAAGGAUACAACAGUACCUAGCUGGCUAGCCUACAUUCCCCUUCCGAGUAAGUAAUUGCUGCAAGACUAAGGCAGCAAGAAAGAGUUGGUAUCAAGGUCUAUCCUUGUGGGCAGA
Messenger RNA from Mollisia scopiformis, 510 nucleotides. RefSeq lists its product as uncharacterized. The transcript has a single exon. NCBI's taxonomy places the organism in Eukaryota, Fungi, Ascomycota, Leotiomycetes, Helotiales, Mollisiaceae. Bases 229 to 450 code for a protein of 73 amino acids. The record is from RefSeq and is a predicted model, not a curated record.